ACAGUGAACAUGGAACCAGUGGCCCAAAAGGAGAAAAGGGUGAAACUGGACUACCAGGAUUUCCAGGGUCCAUUGGCCCUAAAGGACAAAAAGGAGAACCUGGGGAACAUUUUACAAAAGGUGAAAAGGGAGAUAGAGGAGAACCUGGAAUAAUAGGAUCACAGGGAAUAAAGGGUGAACCUGGAAAUCCUGGUCCCCCUGGUUUAAUAGGAAGCCCAGGACUAAAGGGUCAGCAAGGACCUGCAGGCUCCAUGGGGCCCAGAGGACCACCAGGAGAUGUUGGAUUGCCAGGAGAACAUGGUAUCCCAGGAAAACAAGGCAUUAAAGGAGAAAAGGGAGAUCCAGGUGGGAUUAUAGGCCCUCCUGGACUUCCAGGUCCAAAAGGUGAGGCUGGUCCUCCAGGGAAAAGCCUUCCAGGGGAACCAGGAUUAGAUGGAAAUCCUGGAGUGCCCGGUCCCCGAGGGCCAAAGGGUGAGAGAGGAUUGCCUGGUGUCCAUGGUUCCCCAGGUGACAUAGGCCCACCGGGAGUAGGAAUUCCUGGCCAAACAGGCUCCCAAGGACCAGCUGGAGAGCCAGGUAUUCAGGGUCCUCGAGGUCUUCCUGGGUUGCCAGGAACUCCAGGGUCCCCAGGGAUUAAUGGAGCUCCAGGGAGAGAUGGAAAGCCAGGCCUGCCAGGCCCCCCAGGUGACCCGAUUGCACUUCCUCUCUUGGGAGACAUCGGUGCCUUGCUCAAGAACUUUUGUGGAAACUGCCAAGGCAGUGUCCCUGGGCUGAAAAGCAACAAAGGUGAAGAAGGAGGCACAGUUGAGCCUGGAAAGUAUGACUCUGCAGCCCGGAAGGGUGACAUAGGGCCACGGGGUCCUCCAGGAAUCCCAGGCAGAGAGGGACCAAAGGGAAGCAAAGGAGAGCGGGGCUACCCUGGGAUACCUGGGGAGAAAGGCGAUGAGGGUCUUGAAGGAAUUCCAGGCACUCCAGGUGCUCCAGGCCCUAUUGGACCCCCUGGCUUACUGGGAAGAACUGGACAUCCUGGUCCCAUGGGAGCAAAGGGUGACAAGGGCAGCGAGGGACCCCCUGGGAAACCCGGACCCCCUGGACCACCUGGAGUACCCUUCAAUGAAGGAAAUGGCAUGAGCAGUUUAUAUAAAAUCCAGGGAGGUGUGAAUGUUCCCAGUUACCCAGGGCCGCCUGGUCCCGCUGGCCCAAAAGGUGAUCUUGGCCCAGCGGGAGAGCCUGGUGCAAUGGGGUUGCCGGGCCUAGAAGGAUUUCCAGGUGCAAAGGGAGAUCGAGGCCCAGCAGGUCCCCCAGGAAUAGCUGGGAUAUCGGGAAAACCUGGUGCCCCAGGGCCUCCAGGAGUUCCAGGGGAACCGGGCGAGAGAGGACCUGUUGGAGAUAUAGGUUUCCCUGGACCAGAAGGACCUUCAGGAAAACCAGGAUUAAAUGGAAAAGAUGGAUUACCAGGUGCUCAGGGCAUCAUGGGCAAGCCUGGAGAUAGAGGCCCUAAAGGAGAACGCGGUGAUCAGGGAAUUCCAGGAGACAGAGGCCCACAAGGUGAACGAGGAAAACCAGGCCUUACAGGGAUGAAAGGGGCCAUAGGACCUAUGGGGCCACCAGGAAACAAGGGCUCCAUGGGAUCCCCCGGCCACCAAGGCCCUCCAGGCUCUCCAGGCAUCCCUGGUAUGCCGGCUGAUGCGGUUUCGUUUGAAGAAAUAAAGAAGUAUAUUCAUCAAGAGGUUCUAAGGAUCUUCGAAGAGAGGAUGGCAGUGUUCCUAUCCCAGCUCAAGCUACCAGCAGCAAUGUUGGCUGCUCAAGCUCAUGGGAGGCCUGGUCCACCAGGAAAGGAUGGGUUACCUGGGCCACCAGGAGACCCUGGACCUCAAGGCUACCGAGGACAGAAGGGAGAAAGAGGUGAACCUGGUAUUGGGCUGCCAGGUAGUCCGGGUCUUCCUGGGACUUCAGCUCUGGGUUUGCCAGGCUCACCUGGUGCCCCAGGGCCUCAGGGCCCCCCAGGACCCAGUGGAAGAUGUAACCCAGAAGACUGCCUUUAUCCUUUGUCUCAUGCCCAGCAACGGACAGGUGGGAAAUGAACACAUCUAGGGAAGAUUUGGUUCCUGGUGAUACCUCCUUGCCAUUGGAGC
Galeopterus variegatus (Sunda flying lemur) is the source of this 2135-nucleotide messenger RNA. RefSeq names its product collagen, type XIX, alpha 1 (gene COL19A1). NCBI's taxonomy places the organism in Eukaryota, Metazoa, Chordata, Mammalia, Dermoptera, Cynocephalidae. The transcript has 34 exons. The record is from RefSeq and is a predicted model, not a curated record. Bases 252 to 2084 code for a protein of 610 amino acids.